ACAAUAUCCAACUACUCUGAGGUUUAUGGGUAUUCAGGACAAAAUACAUGUGACUGAGCAUAUCAUUUUCAUAGAAGAGAUUUCAUCCAAGAGAACAUAAUCUUAUGAACUCUUUUUGUUUCCUUGGAAAUUCAAUUUAAAAAAUGAGUGAACCAACAAGUGGGCUAUUCCAGGACCAGAUGGCCGGGCGGGUCAGGCCCUACAUUGACUUAAUAGACUACCUGAGAGCCAUUGGAAUAGAUCAGGACCUUCCACUGCCAGCCAUUGCUGUGGUGGGAGACCAGAGUUCAGGAAAGAGCUCUGUGCUUGAGGCCCUAUCUGGAGUGGCACUGCCCAGAGGAAAUGGUAUUGUCACRAGGUGUCCACUGGAACUCAGACUCUGUUAUGUCAGCGGAGUGGCGUGGAAGGCUGUCAUCUCAUACAGAGACAAACGUAUUAAUAUUGGUGACCCCUCAGAAGUCGCGGAACACGUUAAAGAAGCCCAGAACGAGUUAGCUGGAGAGGGAGUGGGGAUAUGUGAUGAACGGAUCAGUUUGAAGAUCAUGUCCUCUUCGGUGUGUGACCUCACUCUGAUAGARUUACCUGGGAUCGCCAGGGUACCUGUACAYGGACAACCAGAAGACAUUGGAGCCCAAAUCAAACGUCUCAUUCUGAAAAUCUUAUCAAAACAAAAAACCAUUAACUUGGUGGUGGUGCCWUGCAAUGUUGACAUAGCAACAACAGAAGCUCUGAAAAUGGCCAAAGAAGUGGAUCCUGAAGGCACAAGAACUUUAGCCAUUCUGACGAAACCAGACCUGAUUGACAGGGGAACAGAGAAGGAUGUGUUGGACAUUGUUCGCAAUAAAAUCAUCCCUCUCAAUAUGGGCUACGUUAUUGUGAAAUGUCGUGGUCAGAAACAAAUUAAUGACGGCGUCACCAUAAACGAUGCAAUUGAGGAGGAGAGGGACUUCUUCGAAAAUCACGACGAAUUCAGCUCCCUCCUGGAUGAAGAAAGGGUAACCACCAAGUGCCUAGCCGCUAGACUCACCCAAACCCUGGUCAACCACAUCCAAAAAUCAAUGCCACAGAUGUCUGAUCAGAUAAAACAGCAGCUGUGYGUUUAUCAGACGGAAUUGACUAAGUAUGAGGGUGGUCCUCCCGUGGAUCCUGCAGAGAAGAGGAAGUACCUUAUUGAGGUGAUAAAACAGUUCAAUUACAAGAUCGAUCAGCUGUGCAGAGGGGAGCUAAAAACCGAUGAAAAUCUAUUCAUUAACAUGCAAAAAAUAUUUGCAAAAUGGUUUGAAAAGCUUGGACAGUCCAAGGCAGGCUACCACAAAAUGACCCAAGAUGUGGUCAAUGAAUUUGACCAGAAGCACAGGGGAAGAGAACUUCCUGGUUUCAGUAACUACACUUUAUUCGAAAGCGUUGUUCAAAACCUGGUGGGGGAACUGAAAAAUCCAGCUAUGGACACACUACAGAAAAUCAAAGAUCUGGUACAGAAGCACUUUUCUGUUGUGUCCAGAAACUGCUUUGAGAAUUAUCCUUGCCUUCAGCGUUUUUCAAUGGCCAACAUUGAUGACAUCCAUAAACAGCAGUUAACCACUGUGAUGGACAGGAUCGAGGAGCAGUUUGAGAUGGAGAUGCAUAUGUACACACAGGAUGAAAUCUUUGCCCGAACACUGACGGCCAACACAGACGGCAACCCCAGGGAAACUGACUGCUCAGGUUAUGACACCAGGAGCAAGUACCUGAACUCCUCAAUUCAUACUUUGAGAUCGUGGUGCAGCGACUGGCGGACCAGGUGCCCAUGCUGAUUCGUUACUUCAUCCUGAAGGAGUCAGCCAGGAUCCUGUCCAGUGAGAUGUUGGGCCUGCUGAACAGAGAAGACUUGGACGAGAUGCUGAAGGA
Molecule: messenger RNA, 1887 nt
Organism: Salvelinus sp. IW2-2015
Lineage: Eukaryota; Metazoa; Chordata; Actinopteri; Salmoniformes; Salmonidae
Source: RefSeq, a predicted model, not a curated record